This is a messenger RNA of Betta splendens (Siamese fighting fish), 5512 nucleotides long. RefSeq names its product plakophilin-4-like. Gene Ontology annotation, biological process: cell-cell adhesion; cell-cell junction assembly. Gene Ontology annotation, molecular function: cadherin binding. Gene Ontology annotation, cellular component: cytoplasm; nucleus; adherens junction. The record is from RefSeq and is a predicted model, not a curated record. The coding region runs from base 531 to 3926 and encodes 1131 amino acids. The transcript is spliced from 22 exons. Lineage: Eukaryota; Metazoa; Chordata; Actinopteri; Anabantiformes; Osphronemidae.
CUCUCUCCAGGCUGUAUCUCGCCUCUAAAGCCGCCUGUUCGCUGUCGCUCCGCAUCUCUCCCUCCGUUGCUGCACGCACGUAACCCUCUUUGCUCUAUGCAAUCGGUUGAUCGAUCCUCGUAUCGGAAAAUAAUCGAUAGCCGCAUGGUGACGUCACGCCGUUGAUGGGUAAUAGUGGAUGGGCGGGUUGGUAAGUGGCUGGCUGGGUGCCGCGCGGACGCCAGGGAAGACGCGUGCACCGAAAGCCCCCACUGGAUGAAAAAGAGGGAAAUACACAGUCUUACACGAGCAGGACGCGUACGUGCACGCGGCUGUUUUGCUGUUUGUUUUGUUUAUUUGACGCGUCGGAGCGUGGGAAAUGUAGGAGCAGCCACGGUCGCCUGCAGGAGGAGGAUGGAUGCGUAACAGGGACGGAUCGAGGCAGCUGUGGCCUGCUUCUAACAGCAACAUCUGGCCGUCCUUCUGCAGGGUGAGAGAGGGCGCCUCGCAGCCAGCAGCCGGCUCUGGACUACAGCGGGGAAGCGGGGGUGAUGGAGGAGGAGGGGGAGGGGCCCGUGGUGGUCAGAGAGGGGCCGAGCGGUCACAGCCUCCCACUGGACACGGCGGCGGCACCCACCACCACAAACCUCCUGGCUUCUGUCAAAGAGCAGGAGCUCCAGUUUGAGCGGCUGACUCGGGAGCUGGAGGAGGAGCGGCAGAUCGUGGCCAGCCAGCUGGAGCGGUGCAUGCUGGAGGCAGAGUCCCCGGCAGCAGACAGCAGCAGCUCAUCUGAGAAGUCGUUUGCAUGGAGAACUGCAGGCGGAGAGUCGCAGGGUGCGUCCAUGGAGGCGCCGGGGCGGCAUCGCGCGGCGGAGGAGGGGCUGUACCUGCCGGAGCCGGACUGCGUCUCCCUGCAUGACAGUGAGGGCUCAGGAGGUCACUCGGUCCAGAUGACGUCAUACUCAGACAGCGGGUACCAGGACAGCAGCGUCAGUUAUUACAGCAACCAGAACGUCGUGAGGUCAGAGCCCCGGGCCACGCUAUCAAGGAGCCCGAGGGCCGAGGGCCAAGCUUCUGGGCAGGCGUCCAGCCGGGUGUUGCGGAGGAUGACCUCCCUCCCCUCCAGGAGCCAGUCUCCCGGCUGCGGCACCGCCGGCACCGUCUCCCCCUCCCGUAUCUCCCUGCGGACAUCCCAAGGCAGCACCUACGACUCCCCCAUCCUCUCGGAGCCCAAGCCUCUGGCCGCCGUCUUCCCCGGCACCACCAUGCCGCCGUCCUGCCCCUCGCCGACCUCUCCGGCCGACGCCACACAGGCCCUGGGCAACGGGGGGGGCGGCGGGAUGGGAGGAGGCGGCCGCCUGGGCUCCACGCUCUCUCUGGUGGAGGGAAGGGCCUUGAUGGGGUCCCCGCUACGCGCGGGAAUGACGGCGGUGCCUCAGCACUACGGCUCCACGCUGCCCAGGCAGAGCCAGCCGCUGGCCUACGGAGCCGACCCGUACGGGCUGUACCAGAGGAGCGUCCUGCCCCGGCCCGACAGCCUCAUAGGGCUCCACAGUUCCUACGCCAGCCACGUGGGCCCGCUGGACCCAGAGCUGAGGGCGGCGCUGUCUCCAGACUGUCACAUGACGCCAGUGUUCGAUGAGCGCGCCUUCCACAGCCCCCUGUUCCACAGCCCCACGCACGAGCCCCAGGGCUUCAACACCUCCAGCACAGGUAUGGAGACGCUCCCCAGGACCACAAGCCAUUGCGGCACGCUGCCGUACCAAAGAAGCAGCAGCUACGGGCUCAGCUCUGCAGGUCUCUACGUGGACUCCUACAGGGUCUCUGGUGAGCCUGUCUUCUCCCACCGACACUCGGGCCUGGUGGACCGGGUCGCUACGCGCACCCCGUCCAUUGAGAGCAUCCAUAAGGACCCCAGAGAGUUCGCCUGGCGUGACCCCGAGCUGCCGGAGGUCAUCCACAUGCUGCAGCACCACUUCCCGUCUGUCCAGGCCAACGCCGCCGCCUACCUGCAGCACCUGUGCUACGGAGACAACCGGGUGAAGGUGGAGGUGUGUCACCUGGGCGGGAUCCAGCACCUGGUGGACCUGCUGGAUCACAAGGUGGCUGAGGUGCAGAAAAGCGCCUGCGGAGCCCUGAGGAACCUGGUGUACGGCAAGGCGACCGACAACAACAAGGUGGCGCUGAGGAACUGCGGCGGCGUUCCCGCUCUGCUGCGCCUCCUCAGGAAAACCACCGACAACGAAGUCCGCGAGCUGGUCACUGGCGUCCUGUGGAACCUGUCCUCGUGUGACGCAGUGAAGAUGACCAUCAUCCGUGACGCUCUGAGCACGCUCACCAACACCGUGGUCAUUCCACACUCGGGCUGGAGCAGCGUGUCGCACCGAGAGGAGCACAAGGUCAAGUUUCAGUCGUCGCUCCUGCUGCGGAACACCACCGGCUGUCUGAGGAAUCUGAGCUCAGCCGGGGAGGAGGCGAGGAGUCAGCUGCGUUGCUGUGAAGGUCUCGUUGACUCGCUGCUUCACAUCCUCAAAGCCUGUGUCAACACCUCCGACUACGACAGCAAGAUCGUAGAGAACAGCGUCUGCACUCUGAGGAACCUGUCGUACCGGUUGGAGGUGGAGAUGCCGUCCUCUCGCCUCCUCGGCAACCAGGAGCUGGACACGCUGCUGGGCUUCUCCUCCCCAGUCAAGGAGCUGGACUACCUGUGCUGGGGCAAGAGGAGGCGGGGCCGGAAGCGUGGAGGCUGGCCGGAUGACAAGUGGGACGGUGUCAGCCCCAUCCCAGGCAUCUCCCAGUCUUUGAGGGGAGCAGAGCUGCUGUGGCACCCGAUGGCGGUGAAGCCAUACCUCAACCUCCUGGCUGAAAGCUCCAACCCUGCCACGCUGGAGGGAGCUGCUGGGUCCCUGCAGAACCUCUCUGCUGGGAACUGGAAGUUCUCGGCCUACAUCCGAGCAGCUGUGCGUAAAGAGAAAGGUCUGCCCAUCCUGGUGGAGCUGCUGAGGAUGGACAACGACCGGGUCGUCUGCUCUGUGGCCACGGCCCUCCGCAACAUGGCUCUGGACGGGCGCAACAAGGAGCUGAUAGGAAAGUACGCCAUGCGGGACCUGGUGAACCGGCUGCCCGGCGGCAGUCCCACCGUGCUGUCAGACGACACCGUAGCGUCCGUCUGUUGCACUCUGCACGAGGUCACCAGCCACAACAUGGAGAACGCCAAAGCCUUAGCCGACAGCGGCGGCAUCGAGAAGCUGGUGGACAUCAGCAAAGGACGAGGGAAAGGCUACUCCAUGAAGGUGGUGAAGGCAGCAGCUCAGGUGUUGAACACACUGUGGCAGUACAGGGAGCUGAGGACUCUGUAUAAACAGGAUGGAUGGAACUACACCCACUUCGUCACUCCCAUCUCCACCCUGGAGCGAGACCGCUACCGUUCUCAGCCCACCCUCCCCACCAGCCCCCUGCAGAUGUCCCCCGUCAUCCAAUCAGGUGGUAGUGCCACGUCGUCCCCGGCGAUGCUCGGGAUAAGAAGACACAGUUCAAACUAUCAGAGGGCACAGUCAUCUAUGCAACUCGACACGUAUUAUGGAGACAACAGUUUACACAAACAGCCGUACACAGGGUCUGAGAAGAAAACCCCGUAUUUCAUUGGGACCUAUUCUUCUCAGUCAGGAGAGGAUUUGAGAAGGUCUCAGCACCCAGAGCCAUUCUACGAUGAGCCCAACAGGAAGAACUACAACAACUACAGAAUGUACCUGUCGUCCCCACAAGACUACGGAGAGGAGCGGUACGAGGACGAGCCUGUCCAGCUGACGCCGUCCUCUCCCGACCGCUACGCCACCCAGUCACUGCGAUUCAAAGCCAACACCAACUACGUGGACUUCUACUCCACCACACGGAGGCCUUCCAACAGGUCGGACAAGUUCACCGGCUCCCCCGACUCCUGGGUGUAGGAGCCACGUGGACGCCGCGUGUCUGUGUGGGGGUUUGCUGUGGAUGAGGACGCAUGUGAACGUGUGCAUCUGUGACCAGGGCUCUGUUCACUGCGUGCAGCGUUUGACUAAGUCAGACCAUGUACACAACAGUGCGGCUAAAUAUCAACACUAAUAUAUGCUACCAAGAAGUUCAGGUGCCAGGUACAAACAAGGUGCAGAAAUCUUUCAGGUCAAAUUUUAUUUUUAUAGGUCACCAUCACAAAUUUGCUGUAGCGUCGUCCUAUAAUCACGCCACACUCUGCCUGCUUGGCCUCCAACUGUUCCUGCAUCAGCUGGAAGUGGAGUCCUGGCAACUAACCUUGAAAUGUUUGCUACUCAUUCAAAAAGCUUUGCCAGUUCUAAGUCUGCACUUUAUUUCUACUCAUUCUCACAUACUGAUGGCAGAGCUCACCUAACUUGACCAAACGAGCCGGGAAUCAAACCACACCGAUCCCACGACUGAUGGACAACCGCUCUACCUCCUGAACCACAGCCACACCGGUGAAACCAGAGGAUGGACCUGAGAUUUGUAAACAAGUUUCAUCAGUAUAAAAGCUUUUUGGAUGAAUAGUCAAACAUUUCAGCAUUUUACUACCGUACCUGGUUGAGUGAGGACCAGUGACCUGGUAUAUUCUAGCUUCUGAUUGGCUGAACACACCUGAUCCACAUGGAGCAGCGCUAGUUGAUAACAGGUGGAGCUAAAUAUCCCCCACACUGGGAAGAUAUGAGUCUAAAGUGUCACCCCAACAUAUAAGCUUCCGUCACAGAUACUGUUUGGAAAAAGAAUCUAUGCAUGUCGCUCUAAAACCAGAACCAGUGUUUUAUCUGCACUGUUACGUACAUGGACUCGACGGAGAGCAGCACAAAGACGAGCUUGAUCAAAAGGUGAGAAACGCAGACGCCCUCACGUUGUUGUUUACCAGCGUAUUUAACGUCAACUGAUUUCAUUUUCUCAGCAGUAAAAGUGUGCAGUGUGUUGGCUUCAUAACAUGAAUAGUGUCCGCCAGCAUCAUCUCGAAUAUGAGAGGAAAGGAACCUAUUGAAGCUGAGCAGGGUGUAGAAAGGCACCGACACCUGGGACAAGUAGUCCUCCAGGGUCCGUCCCUGCACUCGCUGCAGGAAAUCAAAGUACUUUAGAACUUCAAUCACAGAGUUCGGUGUAAAUCCAACCUUUAUUUGACCCAGGUUUGGUGGGAGCGUCCUCACACUGGGAACCUUUAAAGACUCAGAGGACUGAGGAUACGUCUGUGACCUUUUACAUAAUGUUGGGCAAACGUGCAGUAACCAUAAAGUAUGUGAAAUAUGUGGAAACCUGUGAAUCUCUAUCUGUACAGACACGAUGGUUGAACUGUCCUGUUGCAUUGUUGUAUUCAAUAUGUAGAAGUUUACAUGUGAUCGUGUGAAGACGACUUUUCUAUUAUUUAUGGAUUCUUUUUUUAUUCAUUUCCUUGUGACCUGACCAAAAUGCCCCAUGUGUCUGUUCUGUCCACAACUGAUGAUGAUGACAAUGUGCAAUGUUACAGAGGGAAAUUCUAUGUAUAGGGAUUAAAGAUUAUACAACCAGA